CAACUAAACCAUUGCACAAACAUAGGCUUAUAUAGCUACAGUAUUUAGUUUUAAAUGUUGUACAUACUGCCUAUGUUUGAAGAAUUUUAGUUGAUGUAUAUAUUUUUUUCAAUUUAUGUAUAAAAAAUUUUACUUAAUCACGUGACACUAAAUUUUUAGGUUUCGUUUAUGAAUAUUAAAAACCUCUGAUGGUGUGAAUGUUUAUAACUUUACAGUCAGCAUAAGCCAGUGGCAAAAAUAAUACAAUCAUAAGUUUCAAGUUCUGGUCAAUGUCUGUGUAUUUUAUUUUACAAAUAAAAAGUGUAUUGCUAAUCAUUGGUACAUCUGGCGUUAUUUUUGAUUUUAUAUAUAUUUUUUUCUGAUGCGUUGGCUACCCUGCGCGGCAGGCUAUAAUUUUUAAUUUAAGAAGUGUUGUGUAUAAUCGUUGCAAAAAAUGCACGAGUAGCAGAAGACCUUCAGAACUUUCUGUCAAAUAGUGAUUCCGUAUCCAACAGACCGUAAUGUUUUUACCCGUUGAUCCAAGAACAAGCGCAAAUUUUGUGAGAUUUAUCGCCAAGACUUUUAGCUAUUCCGUGUUUCUUUGAUGUCAAACGACUUCAAAAGCAUUUUGAAAGUAGUUUUCAGCUGAUGUGAUGUAACCGACUUAGCUUCGUACCAAGGGGAACCCACCGUAGUUGCAGAUGCAAGCAUGCUGGUACUCGCCAUCCUCUUGGCGCUGCAGGCCCAAGGGCAGUCCGAUGCCCGGACGAGCUGCACGCACGACGUCUUCACGGCGUACUGCAACUCCAGCGGUCUGCCCGAAGUGCCCGCCGACAUACCCAUACAGACCAAGAAACUAUACCUCGGAGACAACAACAUUUCUUCCAUCUCCGACCAAUUCGUCACCACGGACUGCGGCGACCUCCGGCUCCAGUGGAACUUCACCGACGAGUCUUUGAGCCACUGCAGCCGUCUUCCUUACCUGUACUACCUGGACGUUUCCAACAACCAAAUACGACAACUCUCGAGACACUUCAUUUUCGGGAUGACACAACUUCUGUUUCUCGACAUCAGAAACAACAAACUAGAAACCCUCCACCAGGACACUUUCUACUUCAGUAGACUUUUAGUCUUUGUUGAUAUUUCUGAGAACUUCAUACAGUACAUCCCUUCGACACUUUUUCAAAAUUUAAGGCAUUUAAAAUUUCUCCACAUCCAUAAUAAUCUUCUUAGGAACUUAGACUCCAAUACUUUUGUGGGUUUAGACAAUCUACACGUACUUUCGAUGCACAUCAAUUUUAUAACCGAUCUUGAUCACGGCCUGUUUAGAGAUUUACAUAAUUUGACAGUAUUGAGAGUGCAACAUAAUCGCCUGAGCCACUUAUCCGAGGAGGUAAUAGAUAAUGCCAUAAACCUUAAAAUUCUUAAUGCUUCAUAUAAUGAUAUUACAUUUUUGUCUUCCACAAUGUUUUCGAACAACAAAUUAUUGUUGGAAGUGGAUUUUAGUCAUAACCGAAUAAGGAAACUGACCAAGCAUACAAUGCAGAAAUUGAUAAAGUUUAAUGUAGUGAAUUUUUCUUUUAAUUACUUAAAAUUUUUAUAUUUAAGUUAUUUGCCAGUUUCUUUACACAAAGAACACUCAUUAAAUAUUCUUAAAACAGAUAAAAACGUGUGCGAAAAUAAUUUAGAAGACAAUAUUCCUUGUUUUUUAAGAGAAGUACGUAAAUAUUUUAGAGAUAAAUUGGUGUCGCAUUCAAUAAAUUUUUCUUUCAAUAGAAUCACUCAGAUAAUAUUCAGCAGUGCAAAAAUUGCGCACACAUUAGAAAUUUUGCAACUUUCACUGUCUGGUAAUUCCAAUCUCUCAUUUCCAAUCCCGUUUAUAAAAAAAGAAUCUACCAUAACCAGUUUAGAUCUUAGUGAAACUAAUUUGAGUUGGAAGAAUUUAACUUUAUUUGACAGUAUACUUAAUCUGCCUCACUUGAGAACUCUGAACAUUGUUGGCUGUGAAGCUUGCGAGUAUUUCACAAGAAGUGAAUUAUUCGUAAUCUUCAACUUUAAUUUACGAGUCGAAAUCAAGUGUGGCGAUAACACAAGGAAGUUUAACACUGUGAAUAUACUGGAUAACAGCAGAACAUAUUUCGCGUCGGUUGCGAAAGGCCUUUCCUCGAAGGAGUUUCAAGAAACACUCAAUGCCACUGAUUUUGCAAACGAUGGAUUUUUCGAAGAAGAUUUGCAUAAUAUAUCGACAUCACCAUGUGAUUUUAUUAUGAAUCCAACGAGAAUAUUUCACAAAUUUGGAGAUGUAGUAUUUAAUGUAGAUUGUGCUUACGUGACAGACUGUUCGUACUCCACGAUAUAUGUUUUACCAAAAUUAACUCUCUCUACACAGUGCAUUUUGUUUUCACACAAUAUCAUAAAUUAUAUGGAAAAAGAUUAUUUUUCUUUUAAUGAAAACACAGUCUUCUUAGACUUAUCAUAUAACAAACUCUAUGAAUUGCCAGAUAAAUUAUUUGCUAAUUUGAAAACGCUGAAAAUUCUUAGACUCGAUAAUAAUAAGUUAACUGACUUAAGUAGUCGUCUAUUUGACGAUUUGUUUAGAAUUGAGUUUCUUUCACUUCAUGGAAACAACAUUGUUUCUUACACACCAGACACUUUCGCCACAUUAAAAGGUCUAAAGUUGCUUACUGUUUUCUUUAAAGAUAUCAAUUCGUUUCUUACAGAAACGUUAAAAUACCAAAUUAAUUUGACUUUACUUGAAGUGCAUGGGCAAGGAGAUUUGAGUUCACAGCUUAAUAUUUUUAAAUCCUCUUUUUGCAGUUUCCAGCCUAGAUUGAUGUCUCUUAAGCUAGUAGGUUUCAAUCUAAGUGCAUCAUUUACUAACAUUUCUGAUACUUUCAUUUGUCUAUCUUUUUUGAAAAGGAUCAGUUUAGAAAACAACAUUUGUCCUGUGCUGUAUGGUAACACAUUCCAAGGUUCAAAUCAUCUCGUAACAUUAAAGUUUAAAGGAAACGGAAUAAGAUUAUUGGAGAAACAAGUUUUCAAAAACCUCACAAAAUUAUCACACCUUGACCUCUCCUUUAAUCAAAUAAGUGUUCUUCAUAGCGAUUUGUUUUUAGAUUUAACGCAAUUGUUCGCUUUAGAUAUUUCUCACAAUAAAAUCACCAGCCUUCCUCUAUCUAUAUUUAGAAAGAUGUUUAGUUUAAUUAGUUUGAAUUUGAGCUACAAUUGUAUCAUUGGUGUUGAUUUGCACAUAUUUUCUAACAUGCCUUCGCUAAACAGUUUGUCACUAGACAAUAACGAGGCAAAAAUAUAUUUAGAACAAACUGGUUCAGUAAGACAAAUGUCACAACAUUCCAAUACUCAAAACAUUUUCAAUCGUACCGUAAUCCCUGGCGACGGCGUGAUUUGGGAGAAUCAGUUAAUAACCGAAAUUAAUUUAUGCAAUACUUCAAUUGUUACCGUAACCGAAUAUAUGUUUAUGAAUUUGACAGAUAUUUUAAGUUUAUUUUUAUCAAAUUCACAAAUAAUAAAAAUCGAUGACAAUGCAUUCGUCAGUACCGUAAAAUUACAAUUAUUGUAUCUGGAUCACAACUUUUUAAAAGUAAUAAAUAAAAAACUCUUCAGAAAUUUAGUUAAUUUGGAAAAGCUUUAUUUACUUAAAAAUCGAUUAAAAUUCAUUGAAAGUGGAGCAUUUAUUAGCUUGUAUAAUUUGGUUUAUAUUGAUAUAUCGUUUAAUAUGCUCACAAUGUUUGAUUCAAAAUCUUUGCCAGCUGAAAAUAGGUUAUCAUUUCUGGUCCUUCAAGACAACUUAAUUGUAUCGAAUAAAUCAGACUUUUCCCAGCUUCACUUAUUGAGGUCCUUAUAUUUAAACAAUAACAUUUUUCUAAAUGUCACUGCCAGUUUAUUCAGGGGGUUAUCUAAUUUAAUUGAAAUGCAUAUUGCCAAUACUACCACGCACGAGCUAUCGAAGAUGUUUUUCCAGAACCACAUUAAGUUACGCUCUAUUCAUUUGAACGACAAUUGUCUUCAAAAGCUAGCAAUCGAACAUUUUUCGCCUUUGCGAUACUUGGCUAUCCUAGAUUUGGGCACUGUAACGUCUGUGAAAUGUGGAAUAGAUUCUGGCCUGAGUUGGAAGAAUAUGACCCUACUUAAUUACUUUUUUGAAUUACCAUAUCUUGAUCAGAUUACUCUUACAGGAAAUUCUAUUUGCGAUGAAGUACAGCGAAAACAAAUAAUAGAGAAUUUAUAUCUUUCGUGGAAGUUUAUAAGAGUCAUCUGUUCAGAAAAGGGUGAAGAAGAACAGCUGAUAUUAAGUAAGGAUGGUUUAACAUUCACAUUUUAAAUAAAAAAAUUGAAGAAAAAAUCACUUAAUUAUUACAUUUAUAUGUUUAGUUUUCUCUGAAAUGGUUAAUAUGUCUAACUUAUAUUGUAACGUAAAAUUUCAGUACCUACAUAGUCUACAGUAGGUUUUUAAAUUGUUGAAAAUAUUUUCUGUUUGUCGGUUUCAUCCAUAGGGAUGCCAGUGUUAUUUGAGAUCUUUACUUUUUUUUUUGCCUUUAAUUGAAUAUUUUAUGCGUAAGUGUUUUGAAUGUAUGCUUUUUAACUGCGGAAACGUCAUAAGCAGACACCAUCGGCAGUCUCUCACCCGUCCUUGGACUUCAAAGAGUUGGCAGUAUCGCUGUCUCAACUCCAAGGAGAAAGGGCGAGUUACUGUGUACAUUAAUCUACUAAUUUGUUUUUCGAAACUCAAGAAAUAAGUAUUUUAUGUUAUAACUAUGUCUAGACCAGUGGCGCAUACAGAAAUGUAUCUCGGGAGGGGAUAUGAAAAAAUAAAAUGAGAAAAUUUUUGUACUCUGAAAACCUUACGUUAACAAAAGUUUUUAAAAAUUAAUUUUUUUUUUUUUUUUAAAGUUUGGUAGGUACAUUAUCAUUCCCGCGUCGCUGCCUUUGAAGAUUAUGAUUGCAGGCGCUUUAACAGCUCAUCUUAUAUCACCCAAAACAUACUGCCUUCACAGAGAUAUCACUUAUUUUUACACAGCUUGGGGGGGGGGGGAUAUUUACUUCCUGACCCCCUCCCUCUGCAACCGCCGCUGGUAUAGACUUCUGGUUGAAAGUUAUCUUUGUAAUAAAAAAAAAAUGUGAGCGAGUCUUUCAGUACUAGGCAGUGAUGUGUAACAUCUAACCUCGGUAAAUAGCAAAUUCAUGUGUUCUCAUGAUUCAAAUACACUUAUAAUAAGAAACUCGGACACGAGAGCUAACGUAGAAUUCUUUAAAAUAAUGCGGAGUGCGAUAGAUACACGCAAAUUGUUUUUUCACUUACAUUUCUGAACGUGAAUCACAUGUAGUUUCCGCACCCACCGCUAGAAUGCGUGGCCGGAGCAGCUGCGUCGACUAUGGAAUUAUUUGAUUUGUAGAGCGAAAGGUAAAACUAUAUAAUAAAACGGCUCCGAUAAAAGGGUAAGAAACUUGAAAAAAAAAUCUCUCUUUGGCUUUGUGAACUAUGGUUCGCGUCAUCCGCCACAGCUAGCAGCACCGUGGUUACACAUUUCCGUUUCAUGCGACUUCCGUUCCAUUCACGAAAUUAUUCAUACCAAAAACCGCGGCUACACCGAGAGCUAAGAUGUUACACAUCAAAAACAAUAACCGAUCAGUCGUUAUUGUAAAGUGAAAUGUAUAAAUAAUGCGCAUAAAUCUGUUAUUAAAGAAAAUUAUUUAAAUGGCCACUUCCUAAACGCGACGUUUCAAUAGUUUCCUUUCUUUGUUUUUCGUGAUAAGCCCACUGCACAUUGUCUAUCCGCAUUGAUGUCCAUACCCCUUUCCCCAAUGAUGAUGGCACAUUCCCCCCACACCCUUAAACCAACGAUCGCCCCUCUACCCC
Molecule: messenger RNA, 5857 nt
Organism: Bacillus rossius redtenbacheri
Lineage: Eukaryota; Metazoa; Arthropoda; Insecta; Phasmatodea; Bacillidae
Product: protein artichoke-like
Exons: 2
Coding region: 689-4321 (1210 amino acids)
Cellular component (GO): extracellular matrix
Molecular function (GO): protein binding
Source: RefSeq, a predicted model, not a curated record